AUGGAAGCAAGCAUUGAUUUUGGUGACACGUUUCGCAAAAUAUUGAAAGAAAUUAAGGAGGAGGCUGAUUAUAAAACAAUAUUUGUGCAACGCCGUCACAUUGAGGACUGUGUGGAUCCCAGCAUCUUGCAACAUUUCAACGCACCUACCGUUAUUUGGGAUGAAACCCACUACGGUGACAUACUUUACGAUUACGGUACACAUCUCUUAGUUAUACUCUGCUUGAAGACCGUUGAUGAUGGGGACAUGAUGCACCAAUUGGCUGAGAGCAUACACUACAUGCGCACCGCCCGCAUCUUGUGUAUCGUGAAUGAAUCUUUGUUGCUGUUGGACGAGUUGAAAAUUUCAAAAUUUUUCGAAAUGUGCGCUCAGUUAGAAAUGAUAAAUAUUUUAGUUUUACAUCGAGACUCAUUUAUUUUCGAAAAAUACCACAGUUACAAGAGAUUCCCGAACUUCGCGCUGGAGACUCAUGAUAUCAGUAGAAAUGAAGGUGGGCGUAAAUGGUAUCCAGAUCGUUUGAAAGACUUCGUCGGUGCUAAUUUAACGGCAAUACCAAAUUUUAACACUCAUCGUGUUUUUAUUGAGAAGGCCGUUGAUGGCAAUGUCGAUGGAAAUGUCGAGUUAUGUGGUAGUCUUGCCAGGUUCGCACAAACAUUUUGUGAGUUUAUUAACGCCUCCUUGCUUUACACGGGCGGUGAACUAUACGACUAUUUCAAGAUAAUUGACGCUAUGGAAAUGGGUCAUAUAGAUAUUGGGCUUGACUUCGACAGGUGUGCUUAUAGAGGCCAAUCACGCGUACUAGAGAUUUCCAGAAUGUCCGUCGUUGUUCCGUUGAAUGUGGUGCCACCAUUAUCGGCACUCUCUAGCGUUUUCCUCAACAGAUACACCUUAUUGCCGUUUGCUUUGCAAACUGUGGUGUUACCAUUUGUCAUAUCGAAAUUUUUGCAAUGGAUCAAUGGCAGAUGGCAACCGAUCGGUAUUUGGCGUGCCGUGGCGUUUAUUGGCGACACUGGAUUACGCAGUUUUCUCGGACAAUCGCUGAAUUUGCCACACCAACAGACAAUUCGAAUCCGAUUUCUCUUCGGUUUGUUAUUAUUCGGUGGGAUGAUAAUACAAACUUUUUUUGCAGCCAAUUACGCACGACUCCAGACAUUCCCUCCUUUACGACCCAAAGUUGUGGACUACGAGGACGCGAUGAGAAAGGGUUUUAAAAUUUACACCCACAGUGAAGAAAUGAUUGAUUUUCUGGCCAUCGAUGUCAUAAAACAAAAGUACAAAUCUCUAUUCUUUGAAGAUCUUGACAAAUUUCAAAAACCUAUGAAAUUGCUGACAGAUGCCGGAUAUUUGGUUGAUCGAAUAUCUCACGAAAUAUUUGAUCAAGGCAGCUUAAAAAUGGUUUUUAACGAGAAUUUGGACAUCACCGAUAUGAUAUUGCUUUCAUAUAUGGUUAGAAAUGGCUCAGCACUCAAGCAGCCAAUAGACGACUUUACAGAUAUCGUGCAGGAGAGCGGUCUGUACAAAUAUUGGGAACGAAAUCCCUGCAAACGGCGACGAAUAACAGCCUCACAUGGUACAUAUGAAGAUCCAUCCGCAGUUCAACUAACGGUAUCGGAUCUACAUGGAGUUUGGUUGGUCUAUGUUGGCGGCCAUAUUAUAUGUGUAUUUGUAUUUUUAUGUGAAUUGUUUGGCAGACGCUUUUUGGCAUUAUUCCGCUCGCAGCAUUGA
This is a messenger RNA of Ceratitis capitata (Mediterranean fruit fly), 1725 nucleotides long. RefSeq lists its product as uncharacterized. Lineage: Eukaryota; Metazoa; Arthropoda; Insecta; Diptera; Tephritidae. The coding region runs from base 1 to 1725 and encodes 574 amino acids. The record is from RefSeq and is a predicted model, not a curated record. The transcript has a single exon.